AUGUCUAGCAAUUCAUUACUAUUUUCUAUCAAUAAUGAAGGCAAAGUUUACGCUUUAUCAACAAGUGGAUCAUGUUGGAGAGAAUUUAUGUAUUUGGGUUUGGAAUUUAAAACUUUAUCAGCUGUACCUCAUCAUUUAUGGGCUGUGGGGGGAGAUCGACAAAUCUAUUUACAUGUGCAUGGUUUAGAAAUACCUAUUCGCGUUAGAGAAGAAUCCUAUGAAAAUGAGAGAUGGUUGCCAUUGGAAGGAUUUAGUGGAAGGUUACUCCCUACAGACAGAUACCACUUUUCAUCACAAGAUGGCACAAAGGAUAGAUCAAUUGAUAGAAUUAGGCUUCCCUCUAUGGCUUGGCAGUGGGAAGGUGAUUGGCAAUUGGAACUCACUUUAGAUGGACAACCAUUGGAUCAUGAUGGGUGGACAUAUGCUGUCGAUUUCCCAGCACAGUUUGGCUCUAAUAAACAGUGGAAGUCUUGUGUGAGAAGACGAAAAUGGAUAAGGUACAGAAAAUUUAGUGCUAUGAAUUCAUGGUGUGCCAUUGCUCCAUUACACAAAGACCCAACACAGGAACCAUUUAUAGAUGUUAGUAUUGGUGGAAUUCAGAUUCCCUAUGCUUCUCCAGGAACUUUAUCAGUAUGGGCUAUUACUUCCCAUGGCCGUGUUAUGUAUAGGGCUGGUGUCAGUACUACAUCCCCUGAGGGAUUGAAGUGGAUUAACAUAAGUAUUCCUCCUAAUUGUGAUAUAAAACAAAUUUCAGUUGGUCCUACUGGAUUGGUGUGGGCCCUUUUAUGGACAGGGAGAGCAAUAGUUAGAAAAGGGAUCACUAAAGACUGUCCUACAGGUGAAGGUUGGAUGGAAGUUAAAUCUCCCAAUGAAACUAAAUUGAUUUCUCUCUCUGUAGGAUACAAUGCUGUAUGGGCUGUUAGCUCAGACACUCGUGUGUGGUUCAGAAAAGGUGUGGAGGGCAAUGGAGCUGGUGUAUCAGAGUCUGCUGCGUUAGGAAGUGGAUGGCUUGAAAUUACGGGAAAUAUGAGCCACAUAUCUGUCGGUAUUAAUGAUCAAGUAUUUGCUAUUGGAGAUUCUGAUAAAAGUAUUUAUUGGCGCAGUGGUAUAACACCUGCAGAACAAACUGGGAAAAGGUGGCGAAGAGUGCAAGCAAACAUGCAACUGAGUCGUACCUCUAGUUCAGCCAGUGUAGUGUCAUCUAAUUCUAAUGCCAAACAUCAUAGUCUUAGCAUGUUGAAUGAAUCUACAACAGAGCGCAAGUCACACAUUAAUUUACAUAAUUCAUGGGAAGAAUCACAUUCAGCCCCUAUUGAACACACCUUGCCUAUUAAGCCAAAAGAAGCAAAUAAAAAGAGAAAUGAAAAUACUGAGAAUAUAGACUUAACAGGCAAGAGUUAUGAAACAACAUUAAAAAAUCCUCGGGCUUGGAGCCCAGUAAGGAGUGUUGGCUCUGUUGUAGGAAUGGAAGCACAACCAGAUAGUGACAGCAGUGUUUUUGAUGUAGACUCUGGAAUGUUUUUUGAUGACGAAGUUAGUCAAACUGCUUGGGGUACCUGUGAAACAAUGUGGGCUUUUGUAGAAGCUGGAGCUUGUUCUGUAGAUGUAAUGCAAAUUCCCCAUUGGUUCUCUGACUCUCAGAAUGCAUUCAAUAUGGACCUUACUUCUAAGUGGAGAAUUGAAGUAUUGGAUAGGCUCAAAAAUAGAAAUAGCAAUCAGAAGUUGGAUCUCUCCAUUUAUGGUGUGGCGGUUGAAGAAAAGGGCUGGACAAGAAGCUGUGAAGCAAGGCUUAUAAAUGGAAUUCAUACCAGUGAAGAUUGUAUAUUAUCAUUAUAUUGGCACGAUUUGGAAAAUAUAGGCACAUUGUCAGUUUUUCAACCUGAUGGUACAAUCAAUUUUAUUUUAAAUCUUGGUGAAGUAACAAGUGUUAUUAAUACAUCGGAACCUGGGUGUCCUAGAUUAACUUUGUCUUUUCCACAUCUGAACAAAAUUUCUAUUAAAAUACAAUUUAUAUCAGAAAUGGAACAAGAAGAAUGGCAAAAUGUUUUAGUAGAUAUCACUUCUCAAAUUAAUGGACUUACUGGCAAACCAUCAGCCAACUCAGUAUGGGCAAUUUCUAACUCUGGAGAUGUCCUUAACUGGGACCCAAUGCCAGCUAAGCUUAAUACUUCAAAAAAUGGUAGAUACACUAAAGAAUUUCAAGUUUUUGGCAAGGACAUUAUGUCUGGUGUAACUACACCUCUGCAUAACAACUUCCCACCAGGCAGUUCAUUGAAGAUAACUGGUUGUUUACAUGAUGUAUUAGACAGAUUCUACAUAAAUUUACAAGGACCUGAAGUUAAAAAACAGAGGCAUAAAAUUGAAAAAGAAGUUACUGAGAUUCCUUUACAUUUUAAUGUCAGGUUUGAUCAGGUAACUGUUGUGUGUAAUACAAAAGUAUCUGGUAACUGGGGUUCUGAAGAACGCCACAAACUUCCUUUAGCUCCUGGACAAGAGUUUUGUAUACAGAUAGUCUGUGAUGUAAAGGGAUUUAAAAUAUUGUUAAAUGAUGAACAUUAUUGCUCUUUUGAACAUAGAGUCAGGCCUGAAACAAUUACCUCAGUAGAUGUACAAGGACCAUUACGGCUGUUUUCAAUGGAAUAUUCUACAACAAAUGUAAUCAUUGGAGCUGAUGAAAUGUAUUGGCGGAUGAUAGGUGGCUACUUAAGAAGAGUUGAGUCCUGUCAAAAUGGUGUUGUGUGGGGUAUAUCACAUGAUCAUCGAGUUUGGGUUUACACUGGAGGCUGGGGAGGAGGUGUUCUAAAAGGUGUAGGGAGCAAAGACGGCAUACAUUCCAUGACAGAUACUCAAACCUAUUGUGUAUAUGAAAACCAGAGAUGGAAUCCGCUCUCGGGAUACACAUCUACUGGCUUGCCUACUGACCGUCACAUGUGGAGUGAUAUAACAGGAAGACUUAAAAGAACUCGGGAACACACCAAACUACUUAAUCGCCAUUGGCAUUGGAUAUCUGAAUGGAUGAUUGAUUAUAACACACAGGGCGGAGUAGAUAGCGACGGGUGGCAAUACGCGACUGAUUUUCCGGCUCCUUAUCAUGGCAAAAAAGUAUUUACUGAUUGUGUUCGUCGUCGCCGUUGGUAUAGGAAGGCUCAAAUUGUUACCGAGGGUCCUUGGAUUCGUGCCGGCAACACAGCUUUGUUAGACAUUUCUCUAUGGGCUACGGGCGACGAGGUGUCUGUGUGGGCAAUAACAUUGGCAGGAGAUGCCAUUUACCGGACAGGAGUAACAGUCUCAACACCUGCGGGCGCACAUUGGGAGCACGUCAACAACCCACAGCCCUUAGUAGCCAUAAGCACAUGUAAUCAAAUUGUAUGGGUAGUGGGCAGAAAAGGCGAACUAUAUUAUAGAGAAGACAUAUCUAAAGAAAAUCCUUCUGGUAGUAAGUGGAAAUUGAUAGAACUGCCUAAGUACAACUAUCCAUAUAGUCAAAAAUCAAGUUUCGGGGCAAAGACUGUGUCACUGACCACCACGUCAGCGUGGGUGAUUCUUUCUAAUGGUGCCAUUGCUGUAAGAUCAAAUAUUUCGAGGAACCAACAAGAUGGGAAAGAAUGGAACCAUCUUACAGAAUGUGAUUUAACUUUCAAGCAAAUAUCAGCCAUAGAACAUGAAGUAUGGGCAGUGACUACAGAAGGUAUUAUCCAACGGCGCCUGGGCGUGACUGAUGAGAAUCCUGUUGGUACCACUUGGCAACCGAUACAUUCAGGCAAUCUAGUGCAUGUAUCGGCAAGAGGAGUUUGUUUGCAGUAA
Molecule: messenger RNA, 3804 nt
Organism: Arctia plantaginis
Lineage: Eukaryota; Metazoa; Arthropoda; Insecta; Lepidoptera; Erebidae
Source: the annotation of a GenBank genome assembly